This is a messenger RNA of Colletotrichum lupini, 3927 nucleotides long. RefSeq names its product NAPE-hydrolyzing phospholipase D. Lineage: Eukaryota; Fungi; Ascomycota; Sordariomycetes; Glomerellales; Glomerellaceae. The transcript has 11 exons. The record is from RefSeq and is a predicted model, not a curated record. The coding region runs from base 1 to 3927 and encodes 1308 amino acids. Gene Ontology annotation, biological process: N-acylethanolamine metabolic process; N-acylphosphatidylethanolamine metabolic process. Gene Ontology annotation, molecular function: N-acylphosphatidylethanolamine-specific phospholipase D activity. Gene Ontology annotation, cellular component: membrane-bounded organelle; cytoplasm.
AUGAUGACUUCUGAGGGUGAAAAGGGAUCAUUCCACCGUGUCUCCGUGAUGGGCCGCCGUGCAAUAGCUCACCCAAAGUCCCUUAAGUUGGUGGGUGAUGGAGAUGGGACUUUGGAAGCCGGAGUCGGUGGCUUGAACCUUCAGGGCUGGUCCAGUCGUACGGAUCAUUGGACUGUCAAUGAGACGGGCACACCCGUAGACCAGCUCACUUUUCAUAGCCAUUGGACUGAUGGCUCAGAGCUCAUCAUUCCUGUGGCUCGCAAUCGCACAUCUGACUGGAUCCCGUUCCGUCUAGUCCAAUUCCCCGGCCGGCGAGCGCGGAUUGCAACCACUUUGAGCUUGUCUCUUCCGCUCCCCUCCCUCCCUCUCCUCUUCUUCGUGUCACAUCCUGCAUAUUUCAGACAGUUCUUCCGCACUUUCUUCCAACAACCGCCCAUACGUCCCGGUACUAAGAAGGCUUCAGCAACGCCGGCCUCCGUGCUCGCCCUUUCAAUGGCCUCAUAUUCAACCACCGUCACCAAGAUCCCAGACCUUGGUCCCUCGCCCGAGGAUGCCUCAUCUAAGCCUCAUCACGUCACGAAAAACGGCAACAGAGUCGGCUUCAAGAACGUCCACCCUUCCUUUGGUGAUGGCAUCGGCUUUUCCAAGAUGGUCCGCCAUGUCCUCUGGCCGCAAGUGACGGGUGAGCUCAAGUGGCCAGACACCACGCCGCCAACAGUGACCGUCAAAAAGCCAGAGUUCCUGCCCAACCGCACAGCCUCAGACAAGCUCCGCGCAACAUGGCUGGGCCACGCCUGCUACUACGUAGAAUUCCCUUCCGGCCUGCGCGUCCUCUUUGACCCUGUCUUUGAAGACCGCUGCUCCCCCUUCUCAUUUAUGGGUCCCAAACGCUUCACCCCCAAACCCUGCGACCUCGCCGACAUACCCUUUGUCGACGCCGUCUUCAUCAGCCACAGCCACUACGACCACCUCUCCCACGAGUCCGUCCUCACCAUCCAAAAGCACAACCCAAAGGCCCACUUCUUUGUCGGCCUCGGUCUAGAAUCCUGGUUCAAGAACGCCGGCCUCAAGAACGUCACGGAACUCGACUGGUGGGAGGACGCCGAAAUCACCCUCAACAUCGACAAGGGCGUUGACGAGGCGCCCGAAUCCAUCACCGCCCAGGUCUCCUGCCUCCCCUGCCAGCACACCUCCGCCCGCACGCCCUUUGACAAGGACACGACGCUUUGGGCUUCGUGGGGCGUCAAGUCGGCCGGCAAGUCGGUCUGGUUCGGCGGCGACACGGGAUACCGCGCCGUGCCGUGGACCCCGCUCGACGUCGACGACUACGGCCCAAAGUACGCCCACCUGCCCAUGUGCCCGCAGUUCAAGCAGAUUGGGGAGUUCCGAGGGCCCUUUGACCUCGGCCUGAUCCCCAUCGGCGCAUACUACCCCCGUGUUGCCUUCUCGGGAAUGCACGCCAACCCGUUCGAUUCCGUCGAGAUCUUCCAAGAUACCAGGUGUCAGCGCGCCAUGGGCAUCCAUUGGGGAACGUGGGCUCUGACCAUGGAAGAGGUGCUGGAGCCGCCUAAGCUUCUCCAGGAAGCCAUGAAGAAGAAGGGCUUGCCCCCGACUGGCGUGUUUGAUCUCAGCCCGUUUGACUUCGAAGAGACUCGUAAUUGGUGGGCCAACCAGUUUGCGCAUCGCAAUAAGGCGGAUGACUACGCAAUAUGCAGUCAGCCUGCACCUGAACACGAAGUGCCAACAACAUCUACGACGCCAAUGGGUUACCGGUCACAUGAUACUAGAACCCCCUUAAUUAUCGCUUCGUCAGAUGCUUCGAACAUCCAGCCAAACAAUAACGCACGCUCAGCGCUCAUCCUCAUCAUGGCUUGCCAGGUCUGCAAUGACCUCCACGGCCAUGGAGACAUUCAAGAUCCAGCCUUGAGGACCAGGCGGGACCAUGAAAUAUCAGGGGUGCCAUGGGCCAAGUUCCAAAGCUUUGCAGCCUCUUGUCACACUUGUAGUGUCCUCUUAAUGGGGUGCCGAGGCUGCUUAGCACAGCAUAAUAUUCAUGAAGCCAACAUCAACCAUUGCGACAUACAAUUCAUUUACAAGUUGUCGUCUGACCUCAAGUACGAUUUUCCGGUCGACGUUGACAAACAAAUUCGAUUUAACAUGACAGAUGGGAGUCGCUUUGAAGUCGAAAGUUUUGCGCUUGAGGGCGAUCCUGUUCGUGAUACAUGGGAAUCGAUACCGACCACAUACAGGACAUCGGAAGGUACUGAUUCGGAUACUGCUCUUGACAAAGUCAGAUCAUGGAUUGAGAUUUGUCUCGGCGAUUCUCAUGCAUAUUGCGACGGCCAGCACGAAGACUACAUCACUCUCAGUCAUUGCUGGGGCCAAAAACAAAUCAUAACCAGCACAAAUGCAACUCUUUCCCAACGCAAGACAGGGAUUCCAAUGACCAGUCUUUCGAAAACCUUUCAAGACGCCGUCCUAGUCACUAGAAGACUUGGAAUCAAAUACAUCUGGAUUGACUCACUGUGUAUCAUCCAAGAUUCCAAGCUCGACUGGGAAACAGAGUCUGUGAAGAUGGCUGAGGUCUACAGUAACGCUUACUUGACCAUUGCUGCUACGCAAUCACGCAAUGGUGAUGGAGGACUAUUUGUCAACACACCCGACUUCGAGGUCUCUGACUCUGUCUUGCCCACGGUCACGGGUGACCCCUAUCGACUGCUCUUUCGCCGUAGAAUUGACCAUCAUCUUGAGGUCAUCAAUAUCGUCAAUCCAACAGACCCAGGAGAUCCAACAUCCUCCUUCCAUCCUUUACUCACUAGAGCUUGGGUCUACCAGGAACGCAUGCUGUCGACACGCGUUCUGCAUUUCGGCCCCCAAGAGAUAUUCUUCGAGUGUCGUUCCGACCUCUUCUGUGAAUGCGGCCGGAUCAAAUUUCAUGGGUCAUCCGACUCUUCCCCCAUAUCCAUCACCAAACUCUUGCACGCUUCCGCACUUGAUAGCGAGGUUGACGGGUACGACUGGGUGGAUGUAGCUGGCUAUUUUAUGGCGAGGUUAUGGCGCACCCUGAUCACCUCAUACACUGCGCUUCAUCUCACAAUGACCUCGGACCGUCUACCGGCCAUUGGAGGUCUCGCAAAGCAUAUGGCGGUCAGGCGAAAGUCGUCCUACCUGGCAGGGAUAUGGAAAGACUCCAUAAACGAUGAUCUUCUUUGGAUCAUACGGACUACCCUCAAAACCCCGAGACCAAGUCCCCGGACCGCACCGACAUGGUCUUGGGCUAGUGUUGACUCGAGCGUCGAUGUGUGGGACGCAGUGUUUGUCUGGGACCCCGACAUUGACUACGAAGAAGACUCCAGAGGCCUUUUUGAGCACUACAGCACCGUUCUGGACUGCAAGGUAACUCCAUCAGGCGUGGACAAUUAUGGCGGCAUAGCCUACGGGCUCUUGAGAAUAUCCGGCCUCACAAUGGAGGGUGUACUUGAACGAGACACCGUGAUUCGUCACGGGAAGGAGACCGUGGUUCACUAUGUCGUUGUAUCGACCGGGCGGUUCCAUAUCCAUGCUGAUUACGUCUUGGAUAGCCCUGGUACACACCAAGUUCUUCCAGGCGCAGAUGUGCUCUGCCUCAGGAUGAGCUUCAUCCAAGAUGGAUCGAGUGACAAUUUCAAGCUCAUUUCACUGGUCCUGAAGGAAAGCAAGCAGCAACCUGAGAAGCAUGUAUGCGGAUGGCAGCGUGCGUACAGUGGAUAUUGUGUGACACAGCGACAUGAAAGCACUGGCGAAGACUCGUAUCGGACCACAGCACAGAAGCGUAGUCCAUCGUCGGCGACACCGUUGCAACAGAGAGCUGUCUGGUAUUUUGUUGCCUCUAGGGCAGCAAGUGUGCCCAGUUCAAUUAACAUCGGAAUACUUUCGAUGAUUGGGUAA